Messenger RNA from Schizosaccharomyces osmophilus, 1458 nucleotides. RefSeq names its product plasma membrane stretch-activated calcium ion channel Yam8 (gene yam8). Gene Ontology annotation, molecular function: calcium channel activity. The record is from RefSeq and is a predicted model, not a curated record. Lineage: Eukaryota; Fungi; Ascomycota; Schizosaccharomycetes; Schizosaccharomycetales; Schizosaccharomycetaceae. The coding region runs from base 1 to 1458 and encodes 485 amino acids. The transcript has a single exon. Gene Ontology annotation, biological process: calcium ion import across plasma membrane.
AUGAUAAAAUUUACCAGCAUCCUUUUCCUUUUCCCAGUGUUCGUCUUUCUUUUAGCGACUAAAAUUGCAGCUAUUACCUACAAUCCUUUGACUCUCAAUGGCACGGCUGUAGGGAACAUAGAAGACCAAAGUGUAGUUUAUUACAACAUUUCUUGGUCAGAGGGACAAGCUAAGACCAUCAAUUUGACGUUAUCAACAUGCUCUACAUUUGAAGGAUCUAGCAAUUUAAUACUCUAUGCCUCCAACUAUUCCUUUGACAAUUCCCUUGCUUUAGGGAAUUACUCUUAUUCCUCAGUGGAUGCCGGACUGGCUUCCUUGUCGAUAACUGGAUAUUCACCAAUGUUUAUUGCGGUUUCCAGCAGUGAUUCUCAAUAUAGUCAAAGUUACAUCGGCGGCAAUCAUGAUAAGACUUCCAAUAGUGCAUAUCAAACAGAAUAUGAGCUGUCUGCUGGCAAUAAUUUUACUUUUACCCAGUACAAUGAAACAAAGUUUUUGUUCGCCCAAGAUACAGAUUUUCAAGCAGCUUUACUAAUCACUGGUAAUCUUACUACAAAUGAUACGUCUGUAAUUCCAAAUUAUCAAAUUUACGUUAAUCCAACGGACUCAGCUUUUGAUAAACAAAUCGGACAACUAUCGAGAUCUUUCUGUGCUUACCGAGGCAAUCCAUCUACCCUUAACAUAAACAAUGCAGAUUUGUCGAUGACGGUACGUGGUUUAGGUCCCUUUGCCAAGGAACAGUUUUAUUUGAAAGGAUUAUCGCCAAACACUUCGUAUACCGCAUAUGUGGUCAAGCCCAAUAUCGACGCAUAUGGCGGUACUACCUAUCCUCCUAUAACUUUUACGACAAACGUUGGAACAACAUGUCAAUUGAUCUAUGAUUUGGAGUUUUGUUCUGAAGUAGCUUAUUCCGUUCCCGGGAACGCUGCAGCCUAUUCAGCUUUAUCAUUAGCUUCAUGGUACAACCAGCAAGCGUAUGGCUAUUACCAAAACUUCACAUAUACGUUGGAUCAAUACCCUUGUAAUGCAACUGCGCUUUCCAUUUAUUCUCUGUUCCGUAAUUGCAGUGACUGCCUGCAGAGUUACAGAAAUUGGUUAUGUGCUGCCGUCAUCCCCCGCUGUGCAGAUAUAACGGAUAACAGCACUUUCCUUGUUUAUAGGAACAAUAACUCAAGAUAUCCGUUAAUAGACGAAGUCGUUCGGCCCGGCCCAUAUAAAGAGGUCCUUCCGUGCGCUCAUCUUUGCUACACGUUAGCUUCAAGUUGCCCUGUGGAUUUAGGAUUUUCUUGUCCCAGGAGUGGAUUUGGAUUAGAAGAGUCAUAUGGUGAGAUUAGCAAUGCGACGGGUGUAAUCGCUUGCAAUGCACCUGGAGUAGAAUUUUAUGAAAGCGUCGCAAGCUUUUUACAAAUACCUUGGUUGUCCUUUAUAAUCCUUUUUUUAAUUUGGUGUUUGGUCCUUUAA